Molecule: messenger RNA, 267 nt
Organism: Aspergillus puulaauensis
Lineage: Eukaryota; Fungi; Ascomycota; Eurotiomycetes; Eurotiales; Aspergillaceae
Product: DUF1962 domain-containing protein
Exons: 2
Coding region: 1-267 (88 amino acids)
Source: RefSeq, a predicted model, not a curated record
AUGAAGCUCUCCAUCUUCUUCGCUACCCUCCUCGCCGCCGCCGUCUCGGCCGGCUCUGUCCUUGAGGCCCGCGACACCUGCGGUUCCGGAUACGGCGGUGACCAGCGCCGCACCAACAGCGCUUGCGAUGCUUCCAACGGCGACAGGCACUUCUGCGGCUGUGACCGCACUGGCGUUGUCGAGUGCCAGGGCGGCACAUGGACCGAGAUCUCGGACUGCGGCAGCGGCACCUGCCACGGCGGCAACGACGGCGGUGCCCAGUGCUAG